CUGACGUCACACUGUCACUGCCGGCGCUGACGUGACCGGGGUAUUGUGCGGUUGCCGCAGCUGUGUUGUGUGUUGAGUCAGCGGUGACACGGAGCACGGGGGGUGGAGCCAUUCCAGCGACCCCGCUCAGCCCGUUACCCCCCUGCGCGGCGUCUCCUUCACCACCCGGCCUGGUGUCACCCUCCGCCGGGCCCGCUGCAGCGCCUCACCUCCGAGGCCUCCUCCCGCAUCUGUUCUCCUGCGCUCUAGCUGAGAGGUGCAUGUGUGCUGCCACCGGCGGGGCCAACAUGUCCAAGCACGAGCAGAUCCUGGUGCUCGACCCGCCGCACGAGCUCAAAUUCAAAGGUCCUUUUACAGAUGUUGUUACAACAAACCUCAAACUGCGCAAUCCGUCUGAGAAGAAAGUAUGCUUUAAGGUGAAAACUACAGCUCCACGGCGCUACUGUGUGCGGCCAAACAGUGGCACCAUCGAUCCUGGAGCUACAGUAACAGUUUCGGUAAUGUUGCAGCCAUUUGACUAUGAUCCAAAUGAAAAGAGUAAGCACAAGUUCAUGGUUCAGACAGUAUUUGCUCCGUCUCAUAUAUCCGACCUUGAAACAGUGUGGAAAGAAGCAAAGCCUGAUGAUCUUAUGGAUUCUAAAUUAAAAUGUGUGUUUGACAUGCCACAUGAACAUGAGAAGCCGGCACAUGAAGCUACAAGAUUGUUUUCUUUUCUGCCAGCGAAAAGUACUGAUGAUAUUGAACCACGAAAGCUUGUGGAGGAGUGUAAGAAACUUCAGACUGAGAUAAUCAAACUUUCAGAUGAAAAUCGGCGGCUGAAAGAUGAAAGAAGAAAGGGCAGAGGAAUGCUGGGAGAUCAAAGUCACUGCAUUCCAUCACUGCUUGUCGUCAUUGCAGCAAUUUUCAUUGGUUUCUUUCUUGGAAAGUUCAUCUUGUAAAUUAAGGCAUACAGUGCUUUUACUUUUCACAUUUUAUUUUUCUUCUACCCCCCCUUUCCCCUUCUCUUCCUGGCCAUAAAGUUGUUUAGCUGCCAUGUCCGUUACAUACAGCAGCUUAUAGGCAAUGCCUUUAACAAUCACAAAAUUCACAGAAAAAAAAAAAAUAAUAAUAAAAAACAAACUGUUUGGCCAUGGGAAAAAGUGUGUGUUCCUGCACCAACAUCAAGACUCCCAGACACAUGCAGUCUUUUAUGAGGGUGAGGGAAGGGGGCUUAAUAAUUUUUUCCCGCUGUAAUUUUAAAGUUUAAAGUACUUUUUUUUUUUUUUUUUUUGUAUAUUGUUUUAAUCAUUUUUAAAUUUUAUCUCAAUUGUUUGCAACAUGGUUUCCUUAGAUUGCUAAUCUCAUUCAGGGAUAAGACUGAGGUAUCUUGGGAUGGUGUCUCUUCAAUGUAAAUGCUAAACCUUUUACUUUGCGAUGUAUAUUUGUAAUGGCAGUUCAAGUUCUGUGUGAGGCAGAUGUUGCGUAUUUCAUUUUUGCUCUUCAGUCAUGUCCCAUUUUAUUAUCAUUGGAAAGAUUAUAAACAGACCACAAGUAAUAGCUUUUCCCCGUACUGCAUAGUAUUUUCUGUCUCAGACGUAAGGGUCUCAGAGUUCAGUUAUUGUGCUGAUUUGGGUACUUGUUUUCUUUGCUUUUAUAACGGUUGCUGCAUUUUAUAUAGGGGCAAUGAAAGACCACAUCAGUAUUAAAUGAGAUGAGCCAUGAUCCAUUCAGUCAAGCAAGUAAAAUAAAUGUAAUAUAUAUACACACUGACACUUCUUACCUGUGGCUGUUAUAAAUACUAAUUGACUGACUUAAACCCCUGAUACAUCAGCUGCAGAUUGCCACAAUUUCCCAAUCCCCAGAUGAAAUGGAAAUAUUAAACAUGCUUAAAAAUCUCGUUUCCCCAAUCCCGAAUGAAAAUGGGAUCCGUAGAUCUGGGAUUUUUAAAAUUUAAGAAUUUCCCCCGAUUUCCCCAACUGAUUGCAGAUCAUUAAUCGCCACUGAUCGGUGGUGCUGUUAGAUCAGGUAAUCGGGUACCUGAUGUAUUAGGGCCUUUAUACUCGUGGUUAGCCUCUUGAUUGCGAAGUAAAAUGUACCACAUCAACUUAAUGUUUUAGUGUUGCGCAGCACCUUUCUCACAGAAAUAGUACACUAAUAUACACAAUGCUGAAUUAUGCAGCAUUUCCGAUAGUAUACUUUUAUUUUCCUAUGUUAAGGAAAUGGGUGCAGUAUUUCUUGUACAGUUCAAAGACAUAAUAUUUUGUCACUGGCUAAUACAUUGGAUAGAUGCAGGUAGAGAUGACAUUACCAAUUAGACACACUACUUACAAUAUUUGUGCAAUGUCUGAUGUUUUACACUGUUUAACUGCAUAUGCUGCUUCUUAUUGAACAACCAAGCCUCAUUCUGAUUGCCCACCUUAAUGAUUUCUUGUGCCUUUUAUUUUUUUUAUUUUUUUUUAUUUUGUCAUGACUGUCCCAUAAAGAAAUAGUGUAUCCUGUAUAGUCUUCUGGAGAAUUGCAAAGUGAGUCGUUAUCUGUACAUGGGAACAUGGUGCUUGAAGCUGGUUGUUUUAAGGGUACGUUAGCCUAUUAAAGUGUGCAAAAUACGUUGAAUGUGCGUCUUACUGGUGAGCUCUCACGUUUUCACAAAGUGUCCCACAGCUUUUUUUUCAGCUUGUGUGCAUUGUAGAGGAACUGUCUGCAAGCGGACCAGGCAAGCUAAAGUAGAUGUUUACGGUGGCAAUUAUUGUUAAACUUAGUCUGUUCUGCAGAAUAAAAAAACAAAGAAACAAAAAUGUCUGCAACUAAUUAUUUAAUAAAAAUGUUUCAUACAAAAUCUCAGUCUUUGCUUUGAUGCCCCUCACCUUUGCAUUGGUUGACCAUUACAUAGGAGCUUUGGUUUGACUGUUAAAAUAUUUUUAUGCCAAACCCCGUCAUUCCUUCUUCCAUGUCUUAAUGUUAUCUGAAUUUGGAAAGUCCAUAGACCUAUAAUAAAAGAUAACAAUUUGAGCGCACAUGGUAGUAUUUUCCUGUAGCUCAAAGGAGGUUUGGUAUGUAAAUAUAAUUUUUUUUUUUUUUUUUUUAUGCAUUCCACAUACAAACAACUUGAUAUAAUUGACAAGAACACCUUGUAAUCACAAGAUCACGGUCAUGGACCAUCUUUCACGUGUACAUAGUGGUCUUCCAGGUAGCAAGCAGUUACAUGUAUUGUCAGAGAAGAGUGGGGGCAUUACACGGUUUACUGUGGCUUUGAUCGAACAGUGAAAUGUAUGUGUACUGUUACAGGCAUAAAGUGUCUUUAAUACUGAAUAUGAAAUAUUUCACUUCAUGAAGUCUGCUUUUUUCUGGCAAGAGAUUUUAGUCUUCUUAAAGGGGAGCAAUUUUGAUAUAAUACCUCAUUGUCCUACAUCUAGUUCUUUGUAUGCUCGAUUAUUUUGAAAUGACCUUGCCUCAAAAAGCACAGUGGAUCAUUCAGUAAUGUAUCUUAGACCUUACAGUAUACGCACAAUUUUUAGCUGUGGGAAAUGCUUUUUGGUCUGCUAGUUCUUCAAGUUGUGGCUAACGAAUUUGCAUUUUAACACUUUGGCAUGGGAUGUUAUGCAUACUGUUUUCAUAUUUUAUAUUUAUCAGUAGCCACAGAUUUCUGAAUAGCAGUAAGUAGCAGAAAUUGUGGCUACAGUCAGUUUAAUUUCAGCGCUAUUUUGAUGAAGGUGUAAAAAUAUGAACAAUUUUGCACAAUUUCUGUUUGUAAUAUUGUAUUGGUAUGUCAUGCGUGAUUUGAACUAUUGGCAUUUUAGGAAAUUAGCCCAGCAUCUCUUGAACUGAACUUGAUGUGCUAUGACACUUUUAAGCUGUAACAGGUUGAUUGUGUAGCUGUAAAGAUAGCAUUUUAAUCUUGGAGAGUGUUUUGUUGCAUCAUAACGCAUGCAUCUUGCAGACAUCAGUCAUGCUACUCAUUGGAUUGCCAUUUUAAACUGAACACACAAACAUCUAUGCUGCAAAGUACUCUAUUCUUAUGUAUACUGCAAAUGGAAUGAUUACUGCUUGCACCCAGACUGUUUCAUAUGCAUCCACGUGGACAGAGCAUACAGUCCUACUAUUCUAAAGAAUUGAAUAUCCGACCUUGUCAUUAACAUACCAUAAUGAAGAAUCCAUUUCUCGGAGCAAUGUUGGACUUUGUCUUAUCAAAUGUACAUUGUAAUUAUUUACUGAUUUUUAAUUUUUUGUUUUUGCUAUUUGAGAUAUACUGUUUAUUAUAUCCACAGCUUGGUUUUAAUGAUUUGAUUUCAUCCCUAGUGUCCCAGGUUGGGACUUUUGCUUAAAUUUAGUGCAAAACUGCAUCAGUCUUUCAAGGGGUGCUGUACGAUUUGGACUGUUCCUUGAUUCAUAGUGAUCCUCUUUAAUGUUGUAUAUAAAAUGUAAUGCUCAGAAUAUUUUGCUAUCAGCAGUGUCUUUGAAAGAAGUCAACCGUACUAAAUUAUGAACUAUGGAUUAAACUGUCUUUGUUCCUUCAA
This is a messenger RNA of Pseudophryne corroboree (corroboree frog), 4493 nucleotides long. It is a transcript of the gene VAPA, whose product is annotated as VAMP associated protein A. The transcript is spliced from 6 exons. Bases 261 to 938 code for a protein of 225 amino acids. Gene Ontology annotation, molecular function: FFAT motif binding. Gene Ontology annotation, biological process: neuron projection development. NCBI's taxonomy places the organism in Eukaryota, Metazoa, Chordata, Amphibia, Anura, Myobatrachidae. The record is from RefSeq and is a predicted model, not a curated record. Gene Ontology annotation, cellular component: endoplasmic reticulum membrane; plasma membrane.